AUGGCGAUAGAACGAGUCCUCGUAGCAAUUUUCUUGGCUUUGGCCCUUGCGAAAGGCGAACAAACGUAUGCUGGCCAAGUCCUCAAAGGGUCGAUAACCUGCCUCGACUGCCCGAAAACUUAUGAUCUCUCAGGAAUUCAAGUCCUCAUCAAAUGUGACAGAAUCAAGAAGCUGACCAUGGCAUACACUGAACAAGAUGGGACCUUCGAAACCGACCUGCCAUCGGACGGCCCGAAAUCAUCCAGCCCAUCACACUGCAUGGCCAGGAUCAUGGGAGGCCCACAACUAAUCUACUCCUCGAAAAAGGACUCUAUUGUCCCAAUUUCUAAAGUAGGCCCAUAUUUCGCUACAUCCAGGCCCUUAAGCUUCUACAAGAAGUGCCCUGUCAGGGGAAAGUGUUCGGCCCAAAACAAUGGGCUUGGUUCGUCCAAGACCGUGGAUUUGCCUCUGCCGAGAGAAUGGGGAUUGGCACCAUCUAGCUAUUAUCUUCCGUUUUUCCCAAUCAUUGGGAUACCUUAA
Striga hermonthica is the source of this 519-nucleotide messenger RNA. The record is from the annotation of a GenBank genome assembly. Lineage: Eukaryota; Viridiplantae; Streptophyta; Magnoliopsida; Lamiales; Orobanchaceae.